This is a messenger RNA of Aspergillus wentii DTO 134E9, 1239 nucleotides long. RefSeq names its product NADP-dependent isocitrate dehydrogenase. The record is from RefSeq and is a predicted model, not a curated record. Gene Ontology annotation, molecular function: isocitrate dehydrogenase (NADP+) activity; NAD binding; magnesium ion binding. The transcript is spliced from 6 exons. NCBI's taxonomy places the organism in Eukaryota, Fungi, Ascomycota, Eurotiomycetes, Eurotiales, Aspergillaceae. Gene Ontology annotation, cellular component: mitochondrion. The coding region runs from base 1 to 1239 and encodes 412 amino acids. Gene Ontology annotation, biological process: isocitrate metabolic process.
AUGGCGACCGACAACAGAAUCAAGGUUAAGAACCCAGUCGUUGAACUGGACGGUGAUGAGAUGACCCGUAUCAUCUGGCAGGAAAUCAGAGAAAAAGUAAAUUACAGUUACCUCGAUGUUGACCUCAAGUACUACGACUUGGGUCUUGAAUACCGUGACGAGACCAACGACCAGGUCACCGUUGACGCCGCUGAGGCCAUCAAGAAGUAUGGUGUCGGUGUCAAGUGUGCCACCAUCACUCCCGAUGAGGCCCGUGUUGAGGAGUUCAAGCUGAAGAAGAUGUGGCUCUCUCCCAACGGAACUAUCAGAAACAUCCUGGGUGGAACCGUUUUCCGUGAACCCAUCAUCAUCCCCCGUGUUCCCCGUCUCGUCCCCGGAUGGACCAAGCCCAUCAUCAUUGGCCGUCACGCCUUCGGAGACCAGUACCGUGCUACCGACCGUGUCAUCCCCGGUCCCGGUAAGCUCGAGCUGACCUACACUCCCGUCGGCGGUGAACCCGAGACCAUCAAGGUCUACGACUUCCAGGGUGGUGGUGUUGCCCAGACCCAGUACAACACCGACGACUCCAUCCGUGGAUUCGCCCACGCUAGCUUCCAGAUGGCCCUCCUGAAGGGUCUGCCUCUGUACAUGAGCACCAAGAACACCAUCCUGAAGAAGUACGAUGGUCGAUUCAAGGACCUCUUCCAGGAGGUCUACGAGAAGGACUACGUCAAGGAGUUUGAGGCCAAGAACAUCUGGUACGAGCACCGUCUGAUCGACGACAUGGUUGCCCAGAUGAUCAAGAGCGAGGGUGGCUUCGUCAUGGCCCUCAAGAACUACGACGGUGAUGUCCAGUCCGACAUUGUUGCCCAGGGCUUCGGCUCUCUCGGUCUGAUGACCUCUACCCUUGCUACCCCCACUGGUGAGGCUUUCGAGUCCGAGGCUGCCCACGGUACUGUCACUCGUCACUACCGUGAGCACCAGAAGGGCCGCGAGACCUCCACCAACCCCAUUGCCUCCAUCUUCGCCUGGACCCGUGGUCUCGUCCAGCGUGGCCAGCUCGACGGUACUCCCGACGUUGUUGAGUUUGCCGAGCAGCUCGAGCGCGCCUGUGUUGACGUUGUCAACGAGGAGGGCAUCAUGACCAAGGACUUGGCUCUGGCUUGCGGCCGCAAGGACCGUGAGGCCUGGGUUACUACCAAGGAAUACAUGCUCGCCGUUGAGAACAGACUCAAGGCCAGCCUCAAGCCCCGACUUUAA